Messenger RNA from Polyodon spathula (Mississippi paddlefish), 5832 nucleotides. RefSeq names its product rho GTPase-activating protein 29-like. The transcript is spliced from 23 exons. Gene Ontology annotation, biological process: activation of GTPase activity; signal transduction. The record is from RefSeq and is a predicted model, not a curated record. NCBI's taxonomy places the organism in Eukaryota, Metazoa, Chordata, Actinopteri, Acipenseriformes, Polyodontidae. Gene Ontology annotation, molecular function: GTPase activator activity. Gene Ontology annotation, cellular component: cytoplasm. Bases 229 to 4194 code for a protein of 1321 amino acids.
CGGAGUUUCUGAGUUUUAACUGGGAGCUAAGUGGUACGUACUUACUGUACAAUAACGAAUACAUACACUACGCAUGGGGUUUUAUAUGAAAAAUAGACUUUUCUUGUUUUGCAUACAGUGCAAUGGUACAGGAUUAUAAACCAGCAACAGCCUUUCUCAGAUGGGAGUCUAGCAGCGUCCGAGGGUAACACGGCCAGGGGUUUCUCGAGCACUGCAGCAGCAGCUGGGAUGUUGCGACAGAACAACAACAGCGGUGGCAACAAGCUCUCUCUGGGCAUUACACAGCUCUCCAACUCUCACUAUUUCCCCCUGACGGCCACCACCAGUUCCCGGGGCAUGGGCCACAGCACCAAGAGCAACUCCCUCAGUAGCAUCAGCUUGAGCUCGGACUGCCAGGACAGCCCCGGUGUGGAUCCCGAUUACAUCAUUCAACUGGCCAACGACGUCCGCAGGUUUGCAGAUGUGCUCCUGCAUCUCAAAGAGGCCUUUCAUGCUGAAGAAAAUCAAGACUGUUUACAUCAAGUGGUUCACGAGAGGCUCGGCAAUCUGCUUCAAGUCCUGAAGGCCGUCAUCAGCAAACACCAGACACUCAACUCGGUAGACAUCCUCGGGGCAGCAGGAACCGUCAUUGCCAAAGUGAAAAGUGUCAAUUUCAAGGAAGUGAAUGAAGACAACAAACGAGAAAUAUUUUCAUCCAUUGACACAUUGGCUUUUACCUUUGGCAAUGUAGUGUCUGAUUUCCUUAUGGGCGAUGUAGACAGCAGUUCGGCAUUGGGGCUUCCCCAGACUCGGAGAAGUCGGUCUUUUGAGAACCUCUCGGUGGAGUCGGGAGGAUUACUUGCUGAGAAGGAUGAUCUUCUGGGUCAUCUUCGUGCAGAGGAAGUUGACAGCAUGCUGCUGAAAAAUGACAGUGGGAUCGAGUCGGCCCUUCUGUACGCCAAGGCCUGGUCCAAGUAUACCAAAGAUGUUUUGGCUUGGGUGGAAAAACGGCUCAGCUUGGAUAUGGAGUGUGCAAAAAACUUUGUAAAAAUGGCUGAAUCGGCAAAAGCCCUUGUGGGUCAGCAGGAACACAUGCCAUUCCGUGAAAUUUACACCUCCGCCUUUCAAAAUGACAUUGAAUACAGCCAGCUCUUACUGCAAACAGCUACUGCUCUCCAAACAAACAAAUUCAUUCAGCCUCUUUUGGCCAGAAGGAAUGAACUAGAUAAACUACGCAAAGAAAUCAAAGAACAAUGGCAGAGAGAACAGAAGAAAAUGCAAGAAGCAGAUUCAGCUUUGAGAAAGGCCAAGCUUUUGUACGACCAGCGUCAUGAAGAAUAUGAAAAGGCCAAAUCGGCGACAAUUCGGGCAGAGGAGGAGCAGCUGGGAUUGAGUGGAGGCCUUAGUAAAGAUGGCAGCAAAGUGCUGGAGAAGAGACGGCGCUUAGAGGAAGAGGCUCUUCAGAAAGCUGAUGAAGCCAGUGAGCAACAUAAAAACUGCAAAGCAGAUUCCAGUGAGAAGAGAGUCGGUCUGGAAACUGUGAAAAGUGAAAUCUUGACACAACUCCGGGAACUGGUCUUCCAGUGUGAUCUCACUUUGAAAGCGGUGACUGUCAACUUGUUCCAGAUGCAGCAGGGGCAGGUGGUUUCUCUUCCAGUGAACUACCAGUCGCUGUGUGAAAGUGCCAAGCUGUAUGAACCUGGGCAGCGCUACUCUGAGUUUGUAAAGAGCCUGCCAAAGGAAGAAAGCAUGCUGGAGUCCUUUACUUUUGAGACACAGAUGUCCCAAACUGAAGGGCUGCAGUUUGAUAAAAGAACAAUGAACAGUGUGCAUUCCUCACAUGGAAAUCUGUCGCAGAUGUCGGUCACCUCUGGAGAUUUUCAGUCUGUUGAAGAUGCAGAUAGUCCAGUCCAAAUGCGCACAGGGAAGAUGGGAGAAACGAGAUCCAACAGCAGCACUGACAUCCAAGCACUAAGGGGGCAAGGGCCGUUCCGCGCCUGGCCGACUGGCAGUCAGGGAGGGGGGAUGUGCAGUGACUCAGAAAGUGCAGGUGGGAGCAGUGAGUCCAGAUCCAUGGACUCCCCUACCGCCAGCCCAGGAGAUUUUAAAAGAAGGCUGCCAAGAACCCCAUCCACAGGCACCAUGUCUUCGGCAGAUGACCUUGAUGAGAGAGAGCCACCUUCUCCUUCAGACAAUGGUAUAAAUGAAAUGACUUCUGAAAUGGCAAACUCCCCAGGACCCUUCCGGAAUGCGCUCCUGUCCAAGGCCGCACAAACCCACAAACUCAGAAAGCUGAGAGCUCCUUCAAAGUGCAGGGAGUGUGACAGCCUGGUGGUGUUUCAGGGGGCAGAGUGUGAGGAGUGUUCACUCGCUUGUCACAAGAAGUGCUUGGAGACCCUAGCUAUUCAGUGCGGCCACAAGAAACUGCAUGGUCGUCUUCAUCUGUUUGGGGUUGAUUUUGCUCUUGCUACCAAAAAUAACCCAGAUGGAAUACCCUUUAUAAUCAAAAAGUGCACCUCUGAAAUCGAAAACAGGGCUCUCAACAUAAAGGGUAUUUAUCGGGUAAAUGGAGCUAAAUCAAGAGUUGAGAAGCUUUGCCAAGCAUUUGAAAACGGGAAGGACUUGGUGGAGCUUUCUGAUCUGUAUCCACAUGACAUCAGCAAUGUGCUAAAACUGUACCUGCGACAGCUACCAGAGCCACUGAUUUUGUUUCGUCAUUAUAAUGAAUUUAUUGGCCUGGCCAAAGAGAGCCAGCAGGUCAUCACUGAGGAAGUAGAUGGACGAAUGAACAGCCCUGGCGCAGAGAAGCCUCACCUGAGCAUUGAGUUGAACCGAAUUAUCUUCAAAAUUCGAGACGUGUUGAGGCAGCUGCCCCGGGCCCACUACAAUACUCUGCAGUACCUCAUAGGACACCUGUGCAGAGUGGCAGAAAAACAGGAAGAAAACAAAAUGACAGCCAGCAAUCUGGGAAUCAUUUUUGGGCCCACGUUAAUCAAGCCAAGGCAGACGGAUGCCGAGGUUUCACUUUCUUCCCUUGUGGACUACCCCUACCAGGCUCGGAUUGUGGAGCUGCUCAUUUUGCACAAUGGAAAAAUCUUCGAUCUCUCUUUAAGCCCUUUGUCAGCCUCGCCUCCGGCUGGAGAGAGCUCACCAUUUGAGCGGAAAGAAACAAACUUCUCAGCAGAGGACAAAGAACAACAUCUAAAGAGGCACUCCAAGUCAUUAGUGGACAUCAAAGAACAGAGCUCUAAAGUAUAUAAAAGACAUUCUUCUAUAAUCCCAUCUACUCUUUUGAUGGAUGAAGUAAAGGAUGUGAAACACAAAACAGGUGCAAGAGAUUCUUCUGCUGCUUUGUUUGAGAUUUCUGAGAAAUUCCCAUCAGAGCCCAGUCUUCAAGAGGGACAGAAAUCGUCUUUUAGUAAGUCGAAUCACAAUGUAGCCAAAGUUCAAAUGAGACCACCACGAUCCAAACUAGCUUCUCGACCCAUUAGCAUGCCGGUUGAAAGACUAUUAAACCCUUCCCAGCUAAAUGAGAAGAAUUGCAGAAAUGUAAAUGAGCGAGACAGGAGCCCCAUGAGUGAGGAAACUUUAGACAGAACAAAGACUUGUUCUACGUACUGCCGGAAUUCUUACUAUGACACUCUGUCCCUGAGGAGAACAUGGGACAGGCAGUACAAACAUUAUAAUAUCACACCCACGACUGCCAUGAUUAUGGCAAACGUACCCAAGGAAAGUCGGCAAAAUGAUACUCUCUCUGCCUCUUCACCAGCAAGCUACAAUCUUGGGAGCACUUCUGGGAAUACUAUGCUCCCCAUAAAGCCAUACACUGCAGCCGUUAGGCCAGUACAGACAGCAAAAAAAGAGGCUAGUUCUUUCGAUGGCUGUCCUGCUUCCUCUGGCUUCAGAGCACCGAGAACCUUGCAGCCUCCUCCAGGAACUUUCUACAAACCUCCUUCUGUUAACCAAGAAAAACAAGCUGCAGAUUUAGUGCCAAAAACAUGUGCUGCAGCCACAAGUAACUCUGAGACUGGGCAGGGUGAUACUGUGAAAAACCGAAACGACUGUGACACCACAUCCAGUGUUUCAUCUGCCCAGCUGUCCUCUCCCAACUCCAGCCCUGAAGAUCUGUGCCAAAGCGAUGUCAGGCCAGUUUAUCAAAGACUGCGGCCCAGGCGCCUGCAAGAGUUAGAAAACAGGGAAGCACAUUUUGUCUAACUGUUAAUCAAAUACAUUUUUAUAUGAAUGCAGUUUUGUGCCAUAUUGUAUAUAAAACUACUUUUAUUAUCACUUGGAGAGAGUUUGCAAAAAAACUGUGAAAAUUUAGCAGUGGAAAGUGUUAAAUCUAUAAUAUAUUCCUUGAUAACUUUUGAGUUCUGUUGUUAUACAGCAGUUGGUGCUGUUGGAGAAAUAGCAGCACCUGAUUUAAAGCAGGGCGCACUUAGUUUAGAAAAUUGUGUAUUUAUUAGUUAUUUAACACAGCUGUUUUUUUUUUUUUUUGUUACCUGGAAAAAUGUAAAACUGUAAAGUUGUUACAUACUACUAUUUUCUUCUUUGUUUUCAUUGUAAACUGUAAAUUGUACAUUAUAAAAGAACAUUGUAAAGGACACAUUUAAUGUUGUAAAGUUUUAUACCCUUUUUUAAAAUGCUUUUAGCAAGCUUGGCAAGUUUCUUUAUUUUAAAGCUGUCAAUUGAUCUUUCACUUUAAUACAUUAAAGAUAAUACUGAACAAAACUCCACCAGAACAGAAUUGUUGUAUGCAGGUUUUUGUACGUUUUGAUGCCAAUGUUUGUUAAAUUUGUUAUAACUGUAUGUAUUGUCACUUUAUCUUCGUAACCAAUAUGAUGCACUUGCAGGGCCCAAUGCAUAAUAAGCAGCCUUAAGGUCGUUACAUACCAGACGCAACACAUCACUGGACGACAAGAUACUUUGCAGCAACAUGACCAUACACACCCGAAGCGACAUAGACGUGAUGCCACAGAUUGCCAGAUCUAUAGAUCUAUAAAAAAAAAAAAAAUGCUGUUGACAAGUCUAUAGGAUCAAGACGGGUACAUCAAUAUCAUGUGGAAAUCAGUGCCUUUUCUGACAGUAUUUCAAUAUGUGUGGCAAUAAGUCAUACAAACCACUCAUCAUUUUGGAUACCUGUUCAACCGGGUGGACAACAUGCAUGAAGCUGUUUUCUGAUUGCUGAAUUCCCUAGUUGUUGUGAAAUACAAAUUUCAUGUCGCCCCCGCAUCGCCUGUUGUGUGAAAAUACUCAUCAGGAGUAUAGCUUCUAGUCAUUUUGUCGCAUUGCUGCACAUUUUUGCUUGUCACUUCGUGUCUGGUGUGUAGGGGCCUUUAGUCUUCAGUUUUAGUCUAGUCAUAACUUACACAUUAAGACACCCAUAUUACAUAUGCAAUUAAUUUUCAUAACUACCAGAUUCAAUAGGUUUAAGAAAACGUAGCAAAAAUGUUUAUUGUAAUGUUGAUAAUUAUAAAAUUCAGACUACUCCGAUGGAUAAUCGGCUUUUAAUAUAAUGGAAAUGGGGCUUUUUAAUAAAAUUGUUUGCUUCUUAGUGGCCAUAAGCAUAAUUAUGUAUUUAUAUGUAAAGUAUAUAUUAUUUUAACUAAACCUUACUAAGUCCAUCACACAGUUUAUGUAAACUCUUCAUGUAUUAAAUGCUGAAGGUUUUAUUUAUAAAACCUAAACGAGUUCAUGUUGCUGAAUUAAAUCUAUUAACUUUUCUGCUUAUUUCAAACCAUUCUUGAGAAAGUUUCACUUCUUUUGUAGCUUUAGUAUAGAUGCCAGUUCAAAAACAUUAAAAGGGUCAGUAUUAUUGCAUGUUACAGUGGAAGAAUUCAAGGGGCAGGGUUU